UACGCCGCCACGCAGUCAGAUUCUUCCGCCGAGCGCGGCCCUAGGGCCAAAGGAUUCGUUCCCCGGUUCCCCAGAUUUCCUCCUCUUGCUCCCGUGCGCCGCUUCCAGCGUCCUCGAUUCCCACUUCCCCCUCCACUAGCCCCGGAGACCUUUCCUCGCCGUCCUAAAGCCUAGGCCCUCUGAUUCCGCGGAGUGCGGUCCGUGCUGCCGGGAGGACACACCCCCCGAGGACUCACUUCCGGCGACGCCGCGGCGGGGUCGGAGCCCGGCAGGGAGUGAGGCCUACCGAGGCUUUCCUGGGAUGGACGCUUUGGCAGUCAUGAUGCAGGAUCUGCUGACCCAGAACCAUGCUCUGCGCAGGGAAAACAACGAGCUCAUGGACCAGGUGCGGCGCCUGCUGUGCGAGAAAGCCAACCUGCUGGCCCAGGUGCGUCCGCCCACCUGCCCGGUGGUUUUUCCCGAGACGUUUAACGGCGACCCCGCUCGGCUCCCCGACUUUCUGAUCCAAGCAGCAUCGUACGUGAACUUCUUCGAAACCAGAUUUUCGAAUGACACCCUAAAGGUGGCAUUUGUAAUCAGCCGCCUCUCUGGGCCGGCGGAGGAGUGGGUGGUCCCCUACAUCGAGAGGGAGAGCCCCAUCCUGGGUCAGUAUGAGCGUUUCGUGGACGCGCUGAAGCGGGCCUUUGGUCGCAAUGGGUAGGAAACGGUCCGGCCGGGACUCCCCAUGUUGGAGGGACAGCUGCGGCCCGGGGCUAGCCUUGCUCGCACCACGAACCUGGGCCUGCUUGGCUUUGUUUGACAAGUAGCUCUGGGAUCCUGGCCUUGUCUGAAACUUGGGCGCCAAAUGUUCUGGCUAGCCCCAAUGCCUUUGCGUUUCCCAGCAACCCAGCUACAACCCAGGUUUGCUGUUCAUUAAAGACGUUAUUUGAUCUGUAAGAAUUUAAAUAGACAUUCCAGACUCAAGUCGUCCUCUCUGAAGACUGCUUCUGACCGCUUUGAAAAACAGCCAAGAAGGGUCCACACACUGAUUGGGAUAGCUGAGGCCAAAGAGGCAACUUCUAAGGGUUAGUGUGCCUGGUGACCGAUUUUUAACAUGUAUGUCUGGAACUAUAUAGUUUUUACACAUUUUAUUUCACAGAAGCCUUGCAGAUGGUGCCUUUUGGUCCAAGAAAUCCAGGCACUGGACUAGUAUUUACUUAAAAACUAUCCCUCUGUCCCCUGCUAUAUAUAUAUAUAUAUCUCAUACACACACACACACACACACACACACACACACAUAAUCUUAACGAAUGCGUAAGGCCUAAGACAGUACUUGGUUUUACAGAAGAAACAAAAAUGAUUAAACAAGAUUUUUGUCUUCAGGAACAUCAUUGUGUUCUGAGGGAAAAAAAGAACUCCCAUGCAUAGGCUAAUGUCUUGUUAAUGCUUCUUGUGCAUAUUUGAUUCUUGUUUUAUGACUAUUUUGUGUUCACUUUUUUUUUUUAAUGCACACAACUUAGAAAGCUAGAAAGAAAACCAAUCUUGGGCAAUUUUGUUGUAUUUCUGUAGAAGCUGUGUAUGAUUCCUAGCAAAAUAAUAUUAAUAAUAAUAGGUAUGUAUGGUGGAGUCUUUGAGUUAUGUCCACUUGGUUUUAUUCCCUUAUGCUAUAUGGAAGAGUAUUAGCUCCCUAUUUUUGAGUAAAAAUCAUUUUACAUUUGGAGCUGUAGUUUCUCUUCAUUAAAGACAUUACUUGAUCUUUAAA
Messenger RNA from Marmota flaviventris (yellow-bellied marmot), 1741 nucleotides. RefSeq names its product protein LDOC1-like. Lineage: Eukaryota; Metazoa; Chordata; Mammalia; Rodentia; Sciuridae. The record is from RefSeq and is a predicted model, not a curated record.